AUGUCGUCUUUGUUUAGCGAAGAGACUAAGAGAAGGCUAGAAGUGAAUUUGGUAUGUGUCUCUAAUGAUAAUAGAAUAACAAGUCAUUGCGAAUAAGUAGUUUUUUGCUUUCAACAGACUUAAUUUGGACACAUGUGGGUCAGGAAUGUUCCGUUUUGUCAAAAGGGGUGGAUUAACAUAUAGUGGGUAAAUCUUGUUCUGUUUUCAAAUUGUUAAAUUAAAUUGCACCAUUUGAAGAUCUCUUUUUGUUGAAAAAAACUUGUCUUAUGCAAGGUUUGCAUACUAUUCCACUGAUUCCUCAUUUUUCAGGAAACGAAAUUCCACUUUGCAUAUGCAAUGAAGUUAAGGUCCCGUUUUAAAGACCUUAAUUUGCAUUGACUGUGAUAAUUGAAUUGGAACCGUUCGUUUCUUAGUUUAAAGCGAAAGUUCUCUUGUAGCUUAUCACUACGUGACUUAUCUAAGGCCAGUAUUUAAUUUUUUUUCAGUUGAGUCAACUCGCAAUGCCGGUCAAUUUUGAGGCAGAACCACAUCAAGAGGGGCGCUCAAGAAUGUUCAGCGACAACGAGGUGUUCUCUUUCCUUUAUGGCAAAACGAGACCACAGGCAGUCAAUAAGGAUGUUGUAAGCGCGCAGUCAGUGACACAGGCAUCCAAUACAGGUAAACUAUGCUCUAACAUCACUUUGCCGUGCAAACCCUCACUCACUCACGCGCAACUGCGCAAAGAUCGAUUAGAGCACGCGUGACACUCGCGACAAAUUCAUGCAAUACUGGUAAAUGUUGAAAUACGAACAUGCUUAUGUUGAUAUUUACCCCUUCCACUUGAAACAUGUGAUACAGUUCGAACUUUUGAAUUUGUAGACGAAAUCCUAUACCAUUCAAUGCAACUGAUAUUCCCCUAGCAAUACUUUGAAACGGCGAUAAUAGUUUCUCGACAUUUCACAACGGAACAUUUGGUACUUUCCUUGUGUUUUGACAUUCGUUUCUUUUAGCAGAGAGUUAACAUUGACCCACAAUUUCUUUUAUUAAUGGUGGUAUUCUUAUAUAGACGUCAGCUGAACCGAGUUUAAGCAGUUAAUCGUGAUAAUGUGAAGGUCAAGUUUUCCUUUAUUCAGCUCAGAAAAAUAAGUCAAGUGAGAAUUCGAGAGCAAAAAAUCCCGUUAAAGUCAAAUCGCCGAAGACAUGGAGACUGGCUUUUCACUAGUUCAUGCAACUUUGAAUCAUCAGCAAAGACAUUAAAUUACUACGUUAUCUUGAUGUUACAUUUAAUUAGUCCGAGUUAAGCUCUAAAGGUUAAUUGCGAAGACAGAUCAACAACACAGAAAACAAGAGGAAAUACAACUAUAUUUCGUGAACCAUGAAGGAUGUUGGGGUCGACACAGAAAUUUCGACGCGUUGAUUGGACUAUUAAUCUGUCUUUAAUCGCCAAGUUUCUCGUGCUUGGUUCGAUCGGUGAUCACUGGUCAUGAACGGUGAAAACUGAACAUAAAAUAAGCAAAAAUGACAAAUAAACCUAAAGAAAACCUAAAUAAACCUAAAGCGACACUAAAGAGCGAAAACUACUUACAUUCUGUGCGAUGCAAUCGAUGAGAAAUUCAAAACAUUUGCUCUAUAACACUACACUUGAAAACACGUGGUGAUCUGUUCUUGCUGUGGUCAUGUGACCAUCCGAAACUAACAUGAUGUAAGUAGUCACGUAGUGUCCAAAAGGGAAGUGAACGCAAAAAUAAAUCAAAAUAAAAUUUGGACUAAACAUUCCGCCGGCCUUGGGACAACCCAGUAGGUAGGCCCAACGUCACUAGCCUAGACUAAUUAUUCUCAAGAUCGUUCUCCAGUAAGCAUAGCUUCUGAAUAGGUCGGAUGAACACAGAGUCCUUUGUCUUGACUUUCGCUGUGCGCACCAGGCCGUCGGGGCCAGGGAAGACCUCUAGGACUCGUCCAAGUUUCCAGCAUCCUCUCGGCACGUUGUCAUCAACUAACAGGACAAGGGCCUUCGGCUUCAGGUUAGGUAAGACCUUUCUCCACUUUCCUCGGGCUUGCAGGGUAGGUAAAUACUCACGCAACCACCUCUUCCAAAAUAGGUCUGCCAGAAAUUGUACCUGCCUCCAUUUCCUUCUGUGAUACUGAUCUGCUUUCUCAAAUAUGCCAGGGGGUAGGCAGAUAGUCUUCCUCUGCAUUAAGAAAUGCGCUGGCGUGAGUGGCUGAAGGUCAUUUGGGUCGUCUGAAUUGGCGGUGAGCGCUCGCCCAUUUAACACUCGUUCAACUUCAGUCAACAGCGUCUGAAGAACUGCUUCCGUAACUACUUGGGUCCCUAGGAUAGACUUCAGAACAGUCUUAGCGCUUCGCACCAUCCGCUCCCAAAUCCCAGACAUGCUAGAAGCAGUUGGCGGCUGGAAGACCCAUUUGCACCCUCGUUGUAGAAGCUCUUGCACAAUUUGUUGCUGGUUCCACUGCUCGAUCGACUCUCUCAGCUCUCGUUCACCGCCGACAAAAUUUGAUCCUCUGUCACACCUUAGUUCAGUCACUUCACCACGACGGUUCAUAAAUCGUCGCAGACACAUUAUGAAGUCGUUUGUGUCCAUCGAGUGAACCAAUUCAAGAUGUACACUACGUGUCGUUAGGCAGGUAAAUAAGCAGCACCACCGUUUGGCUGUUCCUCUUCCAUGCUUGACGUAUAAAGGACCGAAUAGAUCCAUUCCUGUGUAGGAGAAUGGGGGUUCGUACGCCAUCAUCCGGCUUCUUGGCAGGGGAGCCAUUUGCUGAGUCAUCGGCUUGGCAUUCAACUUCUUACAAACAAGACACCGACCCAGGACAGAACGAGUUAACACCCUUAUUUGUGGGAUCCAGAACGUCUCUCGAACCCUUGCUAUGAGGUGUUCACGCCCCAGGUGACCAAUUGAUGCAUGGGUGUGGCGGACCAUCAGGACUGUCGCUGGAUGAUCUCUGGGCAGUAUUAUUUGAUUCCUGGCAGUGUCAGCAGCUGGUGGUGAUGCUAUACGUCCCUUGACUCUCAAAACACCAUGGUCGUCUUGCAUUGGGUUCAAACUAGCGAUCUUACUGGAUCCCCUGACUUCGCCCCUGGUCUUUAGAUCCUUGAUCUCUUGAUCGUAGGCUGCGUGCUGGACGAUCUUUGCGAUGGAUAAGGUAGCAGCAUCGUAAUCUUCUAAAGUCAGAUGACCUGUGUGGACAGUCUUCCGGUCACGGAUGAAAUGAGUGAAGCGUGUGAGCCAAGCCACUUGACGUCUGAGACGGUUCCAAUCAGAGGAGGUGCUUAUUAUUUGUUGCAUGGUGGUCUCAACAGGUGUGGGGGGGCAAUUAGACUGUACGCUUGCCUGGCGGGUCUUGACAUUGGUGUUUAUGUCAGUACAGUUAGCAUGGGUUUCUUUCUUAAGCUCUAGGCCUUCAUCGGGGACUUGUCGAAGGCUCGCGUUGGGCCAAAAGGAUUCAGGUUGCCAUAAGAACUCUGGUCCUCGUAGCCAGCGGUGAUCAAGGUUUAGCUCAGAGGGGUUCAAGCCACGUGACGCAUCGUCGGCUGGGUUCAAGACACCUGGCACGUGGUUCCAGUCGUCUGGCUGUGAGUUUCCUCUGAUUUCUUCGACUCGAUUAGCGACAUAGGUCUGGAAACGACGCCUUUCAUUCUUCAAGUAGUGGAGAACUAUUUCGCUGUCUGUCCAGAACUUGGUGCUCUGAAUAGGAAGGUCCAACUCUUCUCUCAGCAUCUUAUUCAAGCGUGUAGACAGAACAGCAGCUUGGAGUUCUAGCCUUGGAAUGCUUGUGAACUUGACAGGUGCAUUUCUUGCUUUCCCCACAACAAACGAGCAGUGAAUAGACCCAUCUGGAUUCUCGACUCUUAGAUACGCAGAUGCACCGUAGCCAAUUUCAGAGGCAUCAGAGAAGACAUGCAGCUGUAGUUUGCAUUUGGAAGCAUCUGUUCCAGCUGGCAAGUAGCAACGUGGGAUGCGCAGUGCAGAGAGGGAUGACAGCUGUGAGGUCCAAGACUUCCAUCUGGCUAAGAAGUUUUCUUCGAGUGGCUGGUCCCAGUCUACCUUAGCCUUCCACAUAUCCUGGAUAAUUACUCUGGCAGUAAGGGCCACAGGCGCAGCAAACCCAAGAGGGUCAUACAGGGAACAUACGGCGGACAGUACUCCACGCUUUGUUUCGGGUCGAUUCAAGUUCUUGAUGUCAAAUCCAAGCUCAUCUGUUUCAGCAAACCAGCGAAUCCCUAGCGCCCUUUCCACUGGCAGUUCGUCUAAGUCAAGAUUCAGAUCUGGUGAGGCUCUUUUCUCGGUGGGAAUGGUUGCCAAAACAUUCUUACUGUUCGUCAUGAAUUUUGUAAGGUUGAAGCCACCGUGAUUCAGGAUUUUCACUAGGUCCGAUGCUACAGUAGAUGCUGCAUUCUCCUCACUGAAGGAUGGCAGAGCAUCGUCAACAUAAAAGUUCCUGUCAACAGUUGCAACAACUUGCGGGUUGAACCUUUCAGCAUUGUCACUGGCUGUUCUUCUCAGGGCCGAAUUUGCAACGCAAGGGGACGAGGUUGCUCCAAAUAUGUGUACUUCCAUAACAUAGACAUCCGGGGUUUGUCGUAAUCAUCUGUCCACCAGAGGAAUCGUAGAGCUUCUUGAUCUUGUUUACGCACACGCACUUGAUGAAACAUUGCCUCGACAUCAGCGGCUACCCCUACAUGCCCCUGUCGAAAUCGCAGCAGCACACCAACGAGACUGUUUGUCAUGUCUGGCCCUUGAACGAGAUUCUUGUUUAGAGAUGUUCCUUCAUACUCAGAUGCGGCAUCGAAGACGAUACGGAGCUUGUCAGGUUUGUUGGGAUUGGUCACUGGAUGAUGAGGCAAGUACCAAGUUAUCGAGCUUUCUCUAGCUGCUUCUUCAGGGGACAAUUUGCGUGCAUAGCCCUUCGAGAUGUACUCAGUCAUGACUCCACGGUACUUAGCAGCCAUUUGCUCAUUUCCUGCUUUGGUCAGGCGUCGUCUAAGCAAUUCUGCUCGUCUUUCAGCUAAAAUGCGAUUGUUUGGCAGCUUUGGCUGAUCUUCCUUCCAUAGUAGGCCAACUUCAUAAUGCCCGUCUACAAAGGUAGUAGUUUCUUCAAUGAUUUUUAGGGCUCGUUUGUCUUCCACAGAUAAGGGCUUCUCUCCUGCUUUCAAUGUUCCAUAGUCUUCGAUCUUCCAAAACCUUUCAACAAAGUCGUCAGGUUUGUGUCCAACAGAGAUGAAAUUGAGCUCAGCUCUUCUUGUCCCAGCGAUAGUCAAUGGACCUGAAAUGCUCCAACCGAGAGGGUACCGAUAACCGUAGAGGCCGCUCUUGUUGUCUUUCGGGAUUCUGACUUCCUUCUGCAAGUGUGCAACAGGGACGUUACUCCCCCACAAUGAUCGAGACUCGUUUAAAGUCCACCACUGGGAAUGUAAGGUCUUGAAGGUGCGGAUACUUAUGGACAUCUACUGUCCCCGGCAAAACUCGUUCUGAUUGAUUCAGGUCAGGGAGAACGUAAGCUUCAUUAACAUCAAUGUCUUCACCAUAUGCUUCUACAGGACUGAGAGUAAAGGAAACGCGUCGACUCUCCACCAGCUCCUCACUGUUCGUAAUAGUCUUAAUCCCGAUUUGCUCCGAGAUCCCUUUCAGGUCAAGAUGAUCAGCAAGCUCUUUGUCAAUGAGGGUAUCGGUACACCCAUUGUCAAGAAAUGCAUAUGUAGAAAGGGAACCACCGUUCUCUGCAGUAAUGGUUACAGGAACUACAUUUAACAAAACUUGGGCUCUUGUGGUGCUGACACCGGCAGAUGUAAUCGAAGUCUGUGGCCUGUCGCUGGGCGGCUGUCUUGUGCCUUGCUCCAUUUGUGGUUGCCGGGUUAUUGGGUCAGCAGUCGGAGUACUGUAUCGGUUAGUGGGGUUAUGAGUGUUCUUGUUUCCAGGAGUUCUGCGUCCAUUGUUGUUGUCCCUAUGCAGUAUUGGUAAGUGGUGUCCAGGACACAGAGAACAAGCUGGUGGCUCAGGACAGGAAGUACCACUGUGAUCGGGAUUAUGGCAACCACAGUUAAAGCAGAACCCAUACGAUGCUGCGUAUUGUCGACGCACGGCUACACGGUCACACUGUUUGACGAUUGGGCACUCCUGGAGUCGGUGGGGAGUAGACUUGCAAAUUGCACAGUUUGCAGAGUUCUCUUUCUUGGGGGCGUUCUUAAGCGAUGUGGCGUUGAUCGUAGCGUUUUUCGUGGGCAGGUCCGAUCCUUUAGAAGCUUUGGGGGGACUUGUUUGUCCUGUUUUCUCCCCUUUGCGGCUGCAUUCCAAACACUGGGUCAUUCCUUAUUGACGCUUGCCUUUUCACGAAUUUUGCAAUGUCCUUUAGUCGUGCAGUUCCACCACGGCUAACAAUCUCGUAGUUUUCGGUCUGCCACUUGGUGAUUAAAUCAUUUGGGAGUCUGUUUACGAUUCUUCUUAAAUUGGUAGCUACGCUUGCUUCGCGUUCCACAUCUCCCUUCAGAACCUUGGUUGAAGUGUUCAGCUUCUCGGCAAAAUUAAGCAGACCCAUGUUGUCACCAUAGGCAAGUUUGGGGCCUGAGACUAACUCUUCGAUGCAGGCUUGCGUCACCUGAAUAGGGCGACCAAAGCGUUCCUCUAAGAUCUUCAUUAGCUCACUAUAGGAGGAGCCUCGGUUUCUUUUGAUGACCUCCAAGGCUUCUCCUUUCAGGAACUUCGGUAAGUACUCUACCCGCUGCGCAUCAGUUAGUAGCUCACUUUCAAGGUGAGUAUGUGCUUGUUCUUUGAAGAACGGGAAGUCUGCUGGGUUGCCAUUAAAGGGUGUAGGAGAGAUUCCGUUCAGAAGCUGUACCUUCCACAUGGCUGCUACAUGGUCUUUAGGGGCUUGCUCUAUUACUUUGUCUUCUGGCUGAGACUUAGGUCUAUACUGGAAGGUUCGUGGGGCUUGGUAUGGUGGCUGCUGGCAUUCAGUGACUGGCAGUGCUCCCUUGUUUGCAGUAUCGGCAAUAUUGGAUUUGACCUCAGUGGCUGGCUUUUCCUUGCACGAACCAGGUGCUGUGUCUUGGGGGUGGAGCAACUGACAGGUAUAAGAGGCAGUGAAGGUUUGGGUGUCGGUGCUGGGAUUUUUUGGUGUUCGGGGUUCUGAAUCAUCAAGUUGAAUUUGAGGUGACUGUCCCAGUGGUUUCUCCUCAAUGGGAUAGGUUGUCUGAACAAUAUUGUCCACACCAUUAACAACACCAGUUUCCUCGUCGAACUCAUUUUCAAUCUUCCAAUCCAGUUCAGCUAGAACGGCUUCGUCCUCGAGUAGUCUCAAUUCCUUCUUUGCGCUCCGCUCAUGCUCUGCUUUGACCAAUUCGGCUUCUUGUUGAGCCUUACUCUUCGCCAACUCAGCUUCCUCUUGUGCCCUACUCUUCGCUAACUCCAAUUUCUUUUUGCUAAAAGCAUGGCUCUAAACCUUUCUUUCCGGGACGACGAAGAGGAUCUUGAAGUAGUGGAGCUCUGAGACUGGUGCGACUUGUGACUUUUAAUGGAGCUUUCAUCAUCACGUUCUUGUGUUUCUUGAUCAGUCCGUAUUUGCGUUUCGCAUUCUUCUAUUGUAAACAUCAUCUGUUCUUUGAGGGACUUGAACCUUUGCUGUACUUCUUGUAGUCGUUUGCUGUCACGUAUGCCUGGCAGGUACUUCGAGUGUACAGUCUCAAAGGAUUUCCAAAUGAUAGCUAAACGAUCUACUAUUUUGCGGGCGGACAAGUGCUCCCAAUUAGUGUAGAGGAGAGUUUGGAGCUGCUGUGUUUCAAAGGCAACUUCUUUAGAUUCCUUGUUCCACAAAGAUGCAAGUCUGCGUUGUUCGCUUAUUUCGCGUUGAUGCACAAGUUCACUAAAAUCAAUUUGAGUAUUUGGUACGGGGUCCUGGCGUAGGGAGUAUCCAACUGCUCCUCUCGCUGAGUCCUCAGGGUCCAUUCCGCGAUCCACUAUCGCGCGGUCCAGUCCAGAGAUUCCUGCGAUUCCGUUCGGUCGGUUCUGAGCGUUCGUUUUCUCGAAAAUCCAGGUGAAAACACAGUUUUCUCUUCGUACUUUGCAGAAUUUUUCACAAUGUUGGGGUCGACACAGAAAUUUCGACGCGUUGAUUGGACUAUUAAUCUGUCUUUAAUCGCCAAGUUUCUCGUGCUUGGUUCGAUCGGUGAUCACUGGUCAUGAACGGUGAAAACUGAACAUAAAAUAAGCAAAAAUGACAAAUAAACCUAAAGAAAACCUAAAUAAACCUAAAGCGACACUAAAGAGCGAAAACUACUUACAUUCUGUGCGAUGCAAUCGAUGAGAAAUUCAAAACAUUUGCUCUAUAACACUACACUUGAAAACACGUGGUGAUCUGUUCUUGCUGUGGUCAUGUGACCAUCCGAAACUAACAUGAUGUAAGUAGUCACGUAGUGUCCAAAAGGGAAGUGAACGCAAAAAUAAAUCAAAAUAAAAUUUGGACUAAACAAAGGAAUAUUGCGAACAGACGUAUCGUAACGUCAAAGUAGUCAAACUUGACAUUUUUCAUAUACGAGCGGUAGUUGAAUGUGGUGCUCUGUCAAGGGAAUAUGUCUAUUGGCUAGAGUUUGAAAAGAAGUGGAAAAAUUCGAGAUUAGCGAGACAAACUUAUAGACAGAUUGGUAUGUAUUCAAAGAGCAUUUUAUCCGCCCGUUUUCUAACCCCGUAAUAACAUAGUGUUAUUUGAUUUCCAUUGUAUGUAAAGCUUUCCCUAGAGCUCUGUACAGUACCACAAAUGAUCCGCGACAAUUGUCGACCGCAAAUGAUCCCGUGAAAAGCAAAUGGAAUUUAGGCAUUGAUGGUGAAUGGUGCUUAGAAUUUCAACAACGCUUAAAACAAUAAAAAGAGUAAAACGAUAAAUAACCGAUUUGUUUCUCCUCAAUCGUUUCUCCUUUCUUUCAAGCAUUGGAUUAAUUAACAAUUAAUGAAUGAGGCUGAGUAUCUUAUGAAGAAUUAUGGAGAUCGAGGAGGGUGUUAUCCGUCGAGUCCUUAGGCCGAGGUGGAUAACACCCUCCGAGAUCUCCAUAAUUCUUCUUAUGAUACGAAAGCCGAAUUCAAUAAUUGUUUUAUUAUUCAAUCAAAACAAUUCCUAGUUUAAAAACAUAGCUAACACAUGCAUCGACGUUAAGUUCAUCGUUGAUAGUGCGCGUUCAGGGUUGUUCAGCUCUGCAAAUAUUCUCCAAAUAGCAGAUGCCGCCCUUCGAGUUGUCUUCUUGUUGUUCUUGUCAUGUUUUUAGUAUUAUUUCGCCUAGUUCUUACUCUCGAAAUGAGUGAAAUGUCUGCCAUUUGUGUUUUCACAACCAAAACAACUCAACCUCUUCCCCAGGUCUUCGUGGUUAACGGUGUAUUAACCUGCAGGGAAGCUGCACUUUUGACUUCGUCGGUUGAUUAAUUUCAAAAUUCUUCAAAAUUUGGUCAUCAGUAGCUGGUUAUGAUAAAUCAUGCGUAUGCUUUUAGCCAAUCAGAAUCGGGGAAAUAUUUUGAAUGAAUAAUACUGUGUUUUAAUUCCAUCUUUCAGAUUGCGAUUUCUGUCGAGCGAUGCCGCACGGGAGCUGUCUCAUUCACAGGCAUCCCAGUCCACUGCUGCCUGAAAAAGCGCUCACUUAUGCAGUAACGUCAAUACCACCAGCAUGUAAGCUGCGUGCAUCGAAUGUAGGGAAAGGAUACGGUGUUUUCACCAAUCAAAACAUUCCCCUUGGGACCUGGAUUGGCCCGUACGAGGGCACACGAAUUCGUCCAAGUGAUGUCACACCUAAUAUGGAUACAUCACACAUGUGGGAGGUAACAUACACUUUGAUAAACAUUUUUUGUUCACCUUAAGUGAAACGAAAAAAUCAUACAGUCUAAGAGUACAAACAUAAAGAGACUGUGAAAGAAAUGAAAAGUCGAAGACACGUAUCCAUAAACAUGAUUCAGUUUUUACACGUUUUUGCGAAAGGAGAUCAAAAGCGCCAUUUUUUUAAACCAAUAGCCCCAAAACUUGACAAUCAAUCGAAGAACCGACAUAUUUACCAUUUUGAAGCUAACACAGUGUCAAGUUACUGUUUCCUUUUGGUUAAAUUCCAGUUCACCAUGGCCAAGCUGUCCUUAAAUUACAUUUAUAUUCAACAACUAGAAGACGAGCUCCAGAUUCUUAUCGUCAAAUAGUUAGCAAAAGAGAAAAACAAGUACACUUUUUGAUAAUUUUUACUCGGUAAUCAUAGGCUAAAUUCCCUACUCCCCAUCCGUGUCACUCUAUGAGCUGCUAGACAGCGAGUACCUCAGCCAAUCAGAUUGGAGGAUUUAUAUCAGCAAAAAAGCUUGCCAGCGAGAUCCAUGCUCUCUAUGGAUAACAGACAUCGAAAAGGGACCCCUAGUCCUAACUCUUACCUAAACGCAAGCAUUUUAAAACAUGAAUUCCUAUUAUAAAUAAUUGCGUCUAAUAUGAAGGACCCAAGGUACGAGUUGAGUGCAUUUCAGGACAUAAGUAGCCUCCCACGCAGCCUAGUAUGCCCCUUCCGCGUCUCGAGGCCAGGAAAUAACUACGAGAUUUAUAUCGCCACUUAAGAGACACUGUUUGCAAAGAGUUAGCAGUUAGUUACCAGCGCGUCACCAGUAACGAUCCCAGAAGUCUUUGCGAAAGCUAACUGGGCCCAGCUUCGAUAUGGUUUCUAGAGCGGCGAAUAGAAAUGGAGCACUUUAAGAGAAUUGUUCUUUUCAACAGAUCUAUGAAGGCAACACGCUAUCGCAUUACAUUGACGGAAGUGACGAGAACGUUGCAAGCUGGAUGCGUUUCAUCCGUUGUGCCAGGCAUAAGGAAGAACAGAAUCUCUUCUCUUUUCAAUACAACGGGAAUAUAUACUACCGAGCGUUCAAGGAUAUUCCAUGUGGCACAGAGCUGCUUGUGUGGUAUGACGAGAAGUAUCCCAUGUACAUGGGAAUCCCCCUGGGAAUGGAAGUGGGCGCUGUGUACGUUCCCACCACCACCACCACCACCACAGCUCAGCGUAAGUCAACAGUCAGUCAGUUAGUCCGUAAGACAGUUUGUUCACUCAUAGUCAGUCAGGGAGGCAGACAGAUGAAAAGUCAAAUGGUCAGUUUGUUAUGCAGGGAGUCUGUUUGUUGAGUACCAAUGUAAUGGAUGAUCGGUACAAAAAAUCUAUUGGCAGAUUAGCCUGUGUCGCAGACGUAAUUAAACCUCGGUAAGUAACGUCUGCGAGGCAGCGCCCACGUCCUUGUUCCGGGCCCCCAACGGACGCUACGAAUUACCGGAAGAGCGUUCCGAAUUUCUUUUCAUCUUGAUUGUCAAAUCGACAGUGGUAUUUUUAACAAGCCAGUCAUGGCGUGUACUUAAAUCCUGGUACACAGGGCGCCCAGAACAAGGAUUUCGGCGCUGUUUCGCAGACGGACUUAACCAGAGUUUAGCCUCGCCUACAGCGCAGGCUAUUGGCAGAUCAGGGUCAACAUUCUGAACUCUACCAAAACAUGGAAAGAAGCAAUUCUCUCCACUUCUCUUGUCUAUCAGUCAUAGCUGUAGAAUUGAGGUUUUACUGAGUAAGUCAUGGAGAAACUGGAGUCACAGACACCAAACAGUCAACAAGUUAAGACAAUCAAACUUUCACUGAGCCGAUGACAGUUUGUCAUUUGCUUUAAUCUUCACACUAAUUUGGUAGGCUUCAGAUGGCAUGCAAUCGUUCACAUGACACAACUGUUUAGUUAAUGGACAGUUCGACCAUUAAUGAAUUAACCAUUAACUUUUCAUCAAGUCAAUUUUGUGACUAAUUGUUAUCUUUGACUAUUGGCUAGUCGCUCUAUAAACGGAUUAAGUACCCAGUCACUCUUUCAUUUAACUUGUCAGUCCACUAGUCGUUCAUUGAUAAGAUAUCCUCUUAACAGUUUUUUUAAAAUCUCGACUCCACAACAACAUUCUUAAUCCAACUUGCAGACCAGCCCGAGAGACAACAAAAUGCCACAGCAUUACAGCGGUCUGACCGAUCUUUGGAUAAAGAAUCUCCACCAAUCAAACCUCAAGAUACAGCAGGGCAGUAUUCCAACACAGCUACUAGCUCCAGGCUCACUCCGAGCACAAGCCCUUCAAGGAGUUACCAAGGUAACGAAAUUGUCCAAUUAUUUAAUUUCUUCACUGAGUGUUGGUCAAUAUGGAAGCUGCCUUUUCGUCCAUUUUUUAACAGAGCCUCUCAAAAGCUACCUUACAGUUAACUUUUAAUAACGGAUUCUUUAUAAAUCGUAUCUGGUGGAUGUAUUGUCCAACAAUAAGCACGUUUAUAAUUACACUGAAUGAUCUAUUCAGGAUGUAAUAUUUUGAAUUUAACCUUUAUAUCAAUAUUAAAAAUCCUUCGUUGUCUUUAUUGAUCUAGUCUCAAAUAGAACUUCUGAAAUUGCUCUCACUUUAUUCAUUCGUUCGUUCGUAUUCAUUUAUUCAAGUUGAAACUAAUACAGUCAUAACAAAGAACGAGCGUCCAGUUAGUGCUGACAACUCAAGAACAAUAAAAGAAACUUCCUGGCCCACACCAUUAAGACCUUAUGAUACACGAUUUAUUUGUUUGUCCGUUUCCAGAUUCAAGAUCUCCACAAGCUGACUCAAAGAAUUUGCCGCCACUUAUCCCUACAAAGUCUCUGCCAAAGAGAUCUGCUUCUAUUGACAGUUUACCUCCAGAUCAACGAACGCCAACAAGCAAUGAACCGAAUUCCCACCUUCAGCUAAGCGAAUUAACCUCUUGGCAGUGCCAGCAAUGUCAUAAGACCUUCACCCAGCGACUGGCUUUACAAAUGCACGUGUGUCAAAGCCAACCAACCAAGCCUUUUCAGUGUGGACAGUGCGGUAGCACUUUUAAUAAUUCUUCAGAACUGCGCACACAUGUGGUUUCCCAUACCACUGAACGGCCUUUCAAAUGUGGCUUUUGCUCGCGCACAUUUGUUGGUGCGACAACGCUGAACAACCACGUUCGUACACACAUGGGACAGAAACCUUUUAGCUGUGAAAAGUGCGGAAAGGCGUUUUCACAAGCCAUGCAUCUCGCGAGACACGCAUGCGAAUUAAGUAGCGGUUCAAGUGGAAUUGAAUCAGCUAUUCCUCACUCAUUAACGAGCUGAAUAUGAAUCAAAGUUGCGCUUUCUUUUGUUAACGGUGUUGAUAAGGUUACAAAAUUUCCUCUUGCUUAUGGUACAAAAGACGUUAAGUUAUGAUUAAGUUACUGUGAAGCUAGUUUGGCCCCGCUCCGCUUUUUGCUAUGUAAAUAGUACAGCAUGGUUGUAAAUAAUAACAUGCAACCUUUCUGAUCUUGCAGGUGCUUAUAAUCCGGGUGUAAAUACAGUUUCCGUUGGUUGCCAAACAUAGUGAAAUACAACGAUGAACAUUUUAUACAGCAGCAGUCUUAGGUUCAGAUGAUUCAAACAAUCAUCUUUUCUCAUAACGAGACUAUUUUAACAGACAGACACAAUGCUAGUCUUUACUUUUCACGGAAUUCGCAAAUUUGGCCCGUUGUGCAGUGAUUUUGUUACAAAUAGUUAUGGUGAGUCCUAGGACUCAUGUAGAGAAAGAUAACAAGUCCCAGUCCAGAACCAAUGAGUCCCAGUUUGAAAACAACGAGUCCCAGGGCCUUUAUGUAACCACACAGUUAAUCUGAAGACAAACUCCAAAACUCUGUACUACAGUUUACUGAAAUAAAAAUAUAGUCCUUCUAUUGUCAAGCACAACAAAGACUAAAAGACAUAUACGUCGUUAAACAACAGCCAACAAGAAACAGGAUAUUCUACAAAAACAUCUUCCGAUCGAUUAAUGGAUCUUUGCGUCUUAAGGGACGCAAACCACGCUAUGCGCAUACCAUGCGUCAGGGACGCAGGACGCAGAGGUAACAAAAUCACUGUUUGUGUCUGUGCAGCAAGGAGCUACUAAACCAGGACCGAGUUGCUCGUAGGACGAUUCAUUCAAAUCCAGGUUUCGUUACCAUGACGACUCAUAUGCUACAUUUAUAGUUAUAUGAUUACAAAAGUAAAGCGCGCGCUCCGAUUGGUCAAUUAAACAUUUACUAAUUACCCAUGAGUGAAUGCUGACGAAAGCUAACGCGUGCUCAACGCAGUGCGCGACUGUCUUUUGUUGUUAACUCAAGAAACUUGAGGUAACCACGCUUCCCUCGUGUUUAGCAACUUCCCUUCCACUCCGCGCCGCCCUCCCCACCCUCAACCCACGCAUUGAUGACCACCGGUAGUUGAAACGCUGUUGUAAUACUGUAAAAAAUGCAUUAAGGGGAGCCCAUAUUGAGAGGUCACCCUUAACUCAGCGGGGAGUAGUCUCCGUCAUUACUGCUCCUGAACUUUCCUUGCCAUAUUUCAGUAAAACUGACUCGUCAGUUUAGCGGACACAGGAGAGAGAGCCGCGAUUCAUCCGGGUGACCUCCCGACACAGGACUACCCGUAGCCGAUAUCAGAUUGUGUUAAGAUUCUAAUAGAGCAGGACUAUAUCAAUAACCGAUAUUUUUGCAGUCACGGUUGAUUUAUGCCUAGGCACAUUAGCAUCUCUUUAUUCAUCCCAUGACCUCUUUCUUUUGAUUUUAGUCGGCAUAAUAUGGUAAUUGUGUUCAUCAAUGGACAAACUGUUUGUCUGUUGUGAAAUGCAAAGCAAUCUGAGAAGCAAAACGCAUAUGUUCGCUGUUUAGUGCUGGGUUGUCGGUGAUAUCUCUCUAAGCAAAACAACUUUAACACACUUUAGAGCACAUAGUUACCGAAAGUUAAUUCUUUCAUUUUAACGAAAAAAACAAAAAAAACAAAAAACAAAACAAUUUCUUCAAAAGGCUAUCCACUGCACAUGGAAUAUCACAUCUAAAAGUUCUGUUGACACGUUUGAAUCAGUUUCAAUUAAUUACUUCUGCUAGUAGAGUUCGCGUCGUUUCUUAACUAUAUAAAUGUAAAGAAUGUUCAGCUGAAUAUUGCCUUUUGAGCUCAAAAGACAUUAAGUUUUAUUUUUAUAUUACACUUUCUGUUUGUUCUGAUAAUCUUUUGUUGUCUGCGACACAAAGUUCAAAUCCAAGCACUUCACGGAGUGGUGAAUUCUUUCUGGAAGACCGAAGACCGGCUAGUUAAUGAAGUUUCUCAUAUUAGCCGCUGUCUGGCAAGACUGGCCAAUAUAAUUUUGGGUUCCGAUUUUUAUAAUUUAUUGGUAGUUAAAUAAGAAGCAUUUCCUUCGUUGGGCGAUAAUAAAUAAAUGUUUUUCUUCUCCUUUCCGGCCUUUCAAAAAAAAGUAAGGUAAUGCUAACAUAGCUGUAAGUAAUCGUAUCCUCAACUUUUUUCAGUUCUCACAAAAGGCAUCAAGAUUCAAGAAAACCUCUUGAAGCGAAUGGUCACUGCUAUCAGGAGCAGAUUAGGAUUAUUAUUAUUAUUAUUCUCUUAUAUAUUUUAUGCAACAAAACACCACAAAAACAAACAGAAAAAAUGUUACAUGAAUUCCGCCAGAAGGAUGUGAGGACUGGUUUUGGUUAACAAUUAUUUGAGAAUCGCAAGUAGAAAUUUAAUUCUGUUUACAGGUAGUAAAUAGAAAAUAUUGCGAAAAAAAAAAACCGACAUGACCUUUUUUCUUAAAAGUUGUGUUGACUAAGAAUAAUUUAACACCAAUAUUUCAGUAGUUAGGUACAGAAUCUAGCCCACCCCUGGAACGCUCCAGGCAACUUACAUAAAGAUGCACAGUAGCAAUGAUGUCACCGAUUUUUAUACACGAGUAGUUUUAUAAUGUAUGAUAACUUAGGCGAUGCUCAUUUGGCGCUAAAGGAAUCACUUAAUAAUUUAUGAUAAGAAAGGUGUAUAAGACUAGUUCAAAAAUUGAUCAUUCAAAAAAGACAAGAUAGAUUGAGUGAAUUCAUCUUUAACAGUUCGCUAUGUCAUUCUUUUUCCAUUUUAAAAUGUCUCGCCCUCGAGCCUGCCAUUACACGUUCGGAAACUUUGAUGUAAUAAUUUGUUUUGCUCCAAAAUGGCGCGAAUUUAGCUCUACUGUCAAUAUAAAUUACCAAAUAGAGUACCUCCCUUCUAUUUUUCAAAGUACAACGUGAUUGACACUAAUUAUCAUGACAACAAAGAUCUUUUCAUUGAAGGACCUUUAAUUUAUCACAAACGCGCCAAAAUAUUAACCGUCCUUGAGCGGUUUAAAUUAAAAUAUUGCAAUACACCAGAGCGUGUGUCAUGCUGACGUCUCUCUAACUUCUCUAACAAUAUAAAGGACAUUUCGUUGUUGAAACAAGAAUUUACCCCGGCAAUUUUGAUAAAACGGACAAGGCGAAACGAUAAUGGAUAUACUUAAGGAUCAUGAGGUAAGCAGAUUUCGCUUAAUGCCAAAACAUUAUAUAGAAUGAACGCUGAGGCGCAUUAUACGAUAUAGCAUACCAACGUGAUAGUUAUUAAACAGCUGAUAUAAAGAUAUUUAGAUUUAGUAGCAGAUGGCUAGAAGUUAAAGCAGGUAUAACUCGGCUAUAAAACACAGUAAUCUAACCGUUUACUUUGCGCAACUUUCGAACGGAUUGGCAUUUUCUACUCGGUACAGAAAUCUACAACCGUUAAACGUUCGCUGACGCCAGUAAACACGAACAAUGUCAAAUCACGCUUCAUUAGCCCCCAUGUUUACAUCUAUUCCAUUUCACUGCAUUUGCAAACCGUUUUUAUUCCAACGUCUGGAGAGUAAACGGUUGGAACACAAUAGCCACGCAAAAACAUCUCAGUUUAUGUUGUCACUUUAUCAACUUGGAUCAAAUUUAGUACAUUUACUACAGUCGAAAAGUCAACAUGCGACGUUUCAAGCUUAUAAAGCCCUUUGUUAGAGCGAAGCAGGAAGUUCGAACAAAACUACUUCCGACGGCCGAGCAUAACCUUUGUUAACACCCUCCAACGGAAAAUAAUAUUCAGGGGCACGCAACGACUUCUUUCUGUAAAAUAACUGUUCGAAGCAACACUAUUUUCUAGAAAUUUCGCAAAAAUCGAGAAAGGCUAAAAGAUUUUGGAUAAUUGUUCCAUUCGCGUAAGAUAUUUGGAGUUUUUCCAUUGACUUACCUACGAUUUCCCUUGCUUGUAUUUUUCACAUUUUAUUACCAAGAUGUUGCGAUUAUUUUCAAGAAAGGUCGCCCAAUGUAAGGGAAUCUGGAUUCCUCGGAGUCCUCGAAAUUUUUUCUUGUGGAAUUCGGAAUCAUGGAAAAAUUUGCUGUGGAAUCCGGAGUCCUGGGCUUUGGAAUCCGGAAUACAGCUCGAGGAAUCUGGAAUCCCACUAACGAUUGGAAUCCGGAAUCCAAGUUCCACUGACAAAGAAUCCGGAUUCCAGUACCUGGAAUCCGGAAUCCGUGACGUGGAAUCCAGAAUUCAAGAAUGUCUUGGAUUCCCUUACAUCGGGCGAAAGGUCUCCUAAAAAAAACCAGUAUAAAGGUCAAACGAACCCUGGAAUCUUCUAAUAAAAAUACGGCUACUUCCCGGCCUCGAACUUUUGACCGGACCCACAUUAGCCUGUGCCAGGCUCUCAGAUAGUAUAAUGGGGACGUAUUAAAAUGAGCAAAGCGAAAAUAUGACGCGCGCGACUUUUACUGAACGACUUUUCACCACUAUCUUAGCCUGUUCCGCCGCCAACACCCCCUUCCCGCGUCUUAUUUUCGCUUUGCUCAUUUUAAUACGUCCCCAUUAUACUAUCUGAGAGCCUGGCACAGGCUAGACCCACAUCUGAGUAGGUAACAGUUUCGGAUGAGACGAAAAAGCCACUUAAAACUUUCGAGAUGACCAAAUUUCCUCCAAGGCAUGCUCAUCCGAUCAGAAAAUAGCUUUUAGGGCAGCUCCAGAUUAAACAUACACGCUUCUAAAGCAUAUAGCUAUAGAAAACCAUUUGAGACACUUCUGACGUAUAUGGAAACAUUCGGUCGUUGGUUGGCCCUGUGUAUUGACCCAGAAUAUGCUAAAUCACUGCAAAAAACUUUAAGGGCCAGCUAUUUAAACAGCGUUUAGCCAGUGUUUAACAAAACCUCGUUCUAAGCCAUUUUCACCGCCGAACGCUUUUAGGCAAACACCAUUUACGGUGAACAGUUUCAUGAAACCAUAUACCGCAAACUAGAAACGCAUUUUUCUACUUACAAUAACUCACUAAGGAAGAGAUCUGGAGAACCAAAGAUUGACUAAACCGCGGUCUUAGAUAGACUUCCUUCAAAUAUCCGACCCUAAGCGUCCAGGCUCCAGAGAUUCCGUGUCAUUUCACGCACUGGCUGCCUCUGGUUUGACGUUACUGAAUCAAAGUCGCUCAAAUGUUAACUUGAUUCAGAGGGAAAACACAAAUAAAUAAAAAACAACAACAAUAACAACUAUUUUAGUGCCCCAGUGCAAGGUCGAGAACUUGAAAACGGGCACUGUUCGUGAUAAUUUGCGGUCUCGGGAUCAUUUGCAAUACUGUACGGAUUUCGGUUCCACUACGCCGUACAACAUGAAUAGAAAAACCAUUAGGUCUAUUUUGGCUGUUUCGGCCGAGCACCGCAGAUAAUAACAAUACGUUAUGCAACAACUCCUAUUACAUUCGAACUGAACAGAGCUGAGUGACAGUUUACAAAGAAUACUGUCAGAGCGGAGGUCAGAAAAUACCUGCGGGAAAAAAAUCCAGUAAGGAAAAAACUCAACAGGAAAUCUGGGUAGGAUCCACGGCUCAUGCUCUGAAAAGCCCAUCCUACGAAGACUACACGGCUGGAAGCUCUCUGCCCACAUUUGUUAAGCAUGUAUUCCAACAAGCACGGUAAAUUGGAAAUAAUUAUUCGAAACGAAAACAAGCUCAAACCCUUGCGAAACUCGAACUGUCACUAAUAAAUCAAAUAUAUACUAACAGUAAAUAAAUCAAAAAUAACGUGAGCUAGACGAGGUGUCGGCCUAGAAUGCUUUCCCACGUGAUAAGCAUCCCUUUUAUAGCACUCCAUUCUACCCAUACUACACUUCAAAUGAAACCGUCCCAGUAGUACAGUGUAUGGGGGUACGAGCGCAUUUUCCAUGUUUUGGAUUUGACCUUGGGAUCCGACCACCUGGCCACGAGAGUAAACUCAUUUUUAUUGUAUAAUUUUGGAGAAAUUGUAAAUGCAGAGACUAGGAAUGUGUUCAAAUAACUUGAACUAUACUUGCAAAAUACGACAUCACGUCCUUACCACAUUCGACGCACGUAUAAGAAAUGUAAAAUGUAACAAUAAAGAGGUUCUAGAAGUUUUAAAACGUUUUUAAAAAGUUUUUUUAAACUUCUAGAACAUUUUAUAUUGACAUUUUACAUUUCUUAUACGUGCGUCGAAUGUGGUAAAGACGUGAUGUCUUAUUUCGCACGUAGUUCAAGUUAUUAUAUAAUUACAUUACAUGAAUACUGAUUAAAACCAACAGUUGAACUGACAGUUGAACUGGUAGUUGAACUGUUGGUUUUAUACAGUAUUUGUGUAACCUAAUUAUAUAAAAAAAUGAGUUUACUCAAGUGGCCAGGUGGUCUGAUCCCAAGGUUAUAUCCAAAAUAUGGAAAAUGUGCUCAUACCCCCAUAUACUAUACUACUCGCCUCAGUUCCCAAUGCUCCCGUGCCGCAGAAAAAUUUCAUUUCCGGCUAAUUCGUAUCCACUCAAACGCCGAAAAUUCUAUUUUACGUAAAGAACAAAACAGUCAGACCUGACCAGUGCUGUCGUAAUAUUUCGAAUUCAUUGAUGAGUCGCAAUAAGUCAGUAUUUUUCGAUGUACCAAAUUAGCUUCAAAUGAAUGAAAAUAAAAAAAAAACACUUUGGCAAAAACACCUGAGAAAAUAACAAAGAGGGCUGCGGCAAGUGACAAAGAACGAAGGACCGAUUAUGUCUUUGAAGAAUAUUGUACACUGCUUACAAAGAAAAUGAAAAUUAAGAUGUAGACGAGGUGAACCUCCUUCAAGUCAACAAAACUGACGGUUUGUUCUAAACCACUGCAUUGUAACAGCUCUCUUCACCUUUAGAAUGUACUGAGUAACAAAGAAAUUCGGCUAAAAUUUUAUGUCUUUCUUCAUGUUUUAAAUUAGACAACGGCUACUCGAAUAACUCGCUUGAAUUACAAUCCUUAGAUGGUUAAUACAAAGACUUAUGAAAUAUUAUGUUCUCUUGUACUUUCUUUUAUUUUUCCAUUUAUUAUUUAUUUAUUGAUUUAUCGCUUUGCUUUCCCCUGAUGCAGGGCAAAAUUACAGAUCAAGAUCGGAAAAAUCUUUCUCAUCACCCAGCAAAAAAACGUCGUGGUACAUUUCUGUUCCCAGAACCAACUGGCCCUCACCCUCAACGCAGGAAAAAUCACGAUAGUUCCAGUGCCUCCUCAUGCGUCACUACAACAAAGGAAUUUACUUUCGAAGAACUGCAGAGACUUCUUUUUACUAAAAACGACAUUCAGGAGAUCAGUGUCAAGCGUCCAGUGGAAUCACGGCAAAAUGAGUGCUUUUGUGAGUAUAUAAUACCCGACCGGGAAAUUUAAAUGCCUUAGUUAGUUUCCACCAGUGAUAGAGAGAGGGCAGCGCAAAUGAGAGAUCAUCUUAAAUUUAACGGCAAGGUGAAAAACAUUAGCUGAUCUGGGAACACCUCUGGUUUUCGAACGCCAUUUUGAAAAAUGUGAAUGUCUUCCCUUUUUUGUGCUUACCGAAUGGAACUAUGGGUAGAAACACCAAGUCAAACCGAACAAAUAACGAGCAAAGCCGGUGGGCAUACGAAAUUAUCCGAUUUCUGAAAUGGCCGCCAUGACGUGAAAUAACAAGGUAGUUAUCAGUGGGAAAAGGGGGUGUAUACAGUCCCGCACACAAGUCUUUCCUUGGAACGACGAGUCCCAUCUGAAUACAAUCGAUUUCGCCACUUCGCCUACUCUAGAAUUAUGAACUAGAGGUUAAAAAUUGUAAGUAUAAUGUGGCGAGCAGAUGCUGGGCAGUAAAACAUCAUCUGAGAAACGAUGAACUAACAUAUACGUUUUGCUAAUUACAAACCCUUUUAUAUGGCCGAUUUAUAGUUGUGGAUAAACGACUUCAGGGGAGCGCCAAAAUCACCAGUUCUUUGUGAUUUGGGUCUUCAUUGGCCAGUUACAAUCAUACCAAAAUAAUUUGAAACUGUUUGUGCGCGCCACAGGACACAGCGACAGGACAACCAAGGAACCAAAGGAGACCCAAAGAUUAGGCUGCUGCUCGCCUGGAGGCGCGCAGCCAUUAUUAUCAUCAUAAUGGUAUUUUAAUUCUGUUUCAGGGUGUGAUGCAACUAAGACAAAUCCAAACUUUCAAUGUCCCAUGCAUAAGCAUGACAAAGCAGUCGUGAGGAAGACUUCACAGUUACCACUGGCUCUGAGAUCACUUCCGCCGGAAGUUGGUUUGUGUACCUCCACUAUCCCCGGGCAGGAAUGUGGUAUUUGCGCCAAGCGAAAGAUUCCUGUUGGUGCGUGGAUUGGCCCUUAUGAAGGAAAAUUUUUGAAGCCGACAGAGCUGUCUUCAACAACCGACACAUCAUAUAGGUGGGAGGUAUGUUUAGGAAAGAGUGGUUAUUUCAGUAUUUUGCAAAAAAAAAGUUUAUUUUGAGAUGCGACUGUUCAGUUACAAAUUAAAGAGGUCGAUAAAAUGUGACAAGCGCAAAGGGUGGACUAUUUAACGAGCAGUAGGAGAGUUCGUCAUCUAUCAAAACAAAGCCGUAGAAUUUUCAUAGCAUAUUGUAUAAAUUUAUUUUUGUUUUGUGCACACUACCCUCUCUACCAGCAGAGCCUCUCUUUCGUAAUCGAGAAAGACUCCGCUUGAAUCUUUUUUGAGCUUGCGCUGAAUCUUGCUACUGUACAGUUUCGAACCCAGGCCUAAUAGCCGUGCGCUUGGUACAGCGGGCUUAGUUAUGAACAUGGGGUUACCAAAAAACGUAUGCUGGCUCUCGGAAAAGCCAAUUUAACGAGAAAACAAGGUUGACAAGUCCAGAAGUUCGGACUGCGGCGUCUUCAAAGACUUCACUAGAUUCAGACAGAGCUUCCUUUUCUCCAGAACCAUCAAAAAAAUUAACUGUGUCCAUCCAUUCAAUUUUCAGAUUUUUCAAAAUGGUGAACUGACAGGUUAUAUUGAUGGCAGUGAUGUUAAACUCACAAGCUGGAUGCGAUUCAUUCGUUCUGCUCGACACAAGAGGGAACAAAAUCUAUUUGCGUUUCAGUACUUGGGCAGAAUAUUCUAUCGUGCAUUCAAAGAUAUUCUACCUGGAGAAGAAAUGCUAGUAUGGUACGAUGAAAAAUACCCACAAUACCUUGGAAUUCCAUGGACAAUAUUUGACCUAGCAGCUGCAGUUCCUCCUGGUAGGUGGUCCCAAGGUUACCAUUCUUCGUUCUUUUUUGUGUUAUCUAAUCUGAAGAGAGAUAGCAUUCAGUUUACAUUUUUUUCAAAAUGUAAGUUUUAUUCCCGCUGCAUGAAUAGUAGCCUCAGGGAACCUCCGUUACCCUUUCUGGGACAGUUUAAGAGGACGAUAAAUCAGAUACCCUGCUGGGUACGAGAGGUUUUCUUUCUCGCGUGCGGCAGGAUGCUUCUGAAGCGGCGGCAGCACGAAGUUACGAGCGGCGAAGCACUGGAAACCGCACAUGACAAGUCUCUUGCACCGAGAAUAUAAAUCCCACGAUAUUCCCCAAAUCGUCCCUUAAAAAAGGCCUGUUACUAGGGUUACGUGUUUGCAGCGUGGGGUUCAUUUGAAUUUCUGAAACGCAAACGCAACGAAGGCGCUCGAAUCAGACCCCGCCCCUCCCACACAAUUAUAUAUGUCGGUACCUAGCCGGCGUAGCAAGCGUUUCCGCGCGAGUUGGUCGAGGAAGCUGGAACGAUAGCGGAAUAAAGUCGUGCGGAAACACUUACUACGCAGGCCUGUCGGCGCCAAGCGAAAGCAAGGAGUCAUAUAUUGAUUCUGGGACACAUAAUAAGUGGGAGGGAAAAUUUUUGUGCCUAUCACUAGGAGAUUUCUAAAAAACCAAACGCAAAAUCACUUUUCAUAUCAUACAUCAAAUCAUUAAAAGGAAAAAAACCUAUGCUUCAUAUCUCUCAGUUUAAUCUAAGUUAGUAAUUUUACGAAAAAAGAGUGUCAAACCGACUAUGGAGCCAGUACACUCUACAAAAGAAACGGAAACAGCUCAUGUUACAAAAAGUAUCUCUUUGACAACUACUAAUUUAGAAUUUGCUUAAAUUACCUCUUUAGGUACCAGUUCUCGAACCGAUGAAGUCAUAAUAAUGUCGCCCGUCGGCAAAAAUGAUCGACCGCUGAACAUAAGCACCCAAGAAUCGAUUUUCCCUAGUCCUCCUCCGUCACCGCUUUCGAAGCCCAGC
This is a messenger RNA of Porites lobata, 23293 nucleotides long. The record is from the annotation of a GenBank genome assembly. Lineage: Eukaryota; Metazoa; Cnidaria; Anthozoa; Scleractinia; Poritidae.